GCGACAGAAUGGGCACCGGACGAGGAGACCGGAGGUCCUGUCAGAGCAAAGGCAAAACAGAGAUUGAAUGUCAGAACUACAGAGGUCCUGCUAGUGAACAAGACUGAGGUCAUGACCUGCGGAACCAAUGCUUUCCAGCCAUUAUGUAUUAGCAGAGAGGUAGGCAACAUGAGCAGUGUGCUGGAGCGCGUGAAUGGUGUGGCACGCUGCCCAUAUGACCCUCGUCACAACUCCACGGCGGUGGUGACAGAGAGUGGAGAACUUUAUGCUGCCACUGUCAUCGACUUCUCUGGCCGUGACCCGUCAUAUACCGCAGCCUGGGCGGCAUGCCACCUCUCAGGACUGCACAGUACAACUCCAAAUGGCUCAAUG
Micropterus salmoides (largemouth bass) is the source of this 372-nucleotide messenger RNA. Its product is annotated as semaphorin-5B-like. NCBI's taxonomy places the organism in Eukaryota, Metazoa, Chordata, Actinopteri, Centrarchiformes, Centrarchidae. The annotation marks the transcript as partial. Gene Ontology annotation, biological process: semaphorin-plexin signaling pathway; neural crest cell migration; axon guidance. The record is from RefSeq and is a predicted model, not a curated record. The transcript has 3 exons. Gene Ontology annotation, molecular function: semaphorin receptor binding; chemorepellent activity.